GCGUUGUUUAGUAAUCUCCAUAGAUAUUGAAAGCUCGCAAAAGAAUUUAAUUGAUUGAAAAAGAAAAUUAAUUAUCUAAAUAAAUGGAAGAUCCGAACGAAAACGUUAACGUUAAGAAACGAUCCAAAAAUGUCCGAAAAUUCCAUAAAGUACCUUGGACUACGGCCCAAAUGACAAAACUUGUCAAUAGAAAUCUAUAUUUAGCUACAACCGCACAGGAAGUGUUUUUUUAUAUAAUAUUAAUUAUUUGUAUGAGUAUAGCUGCAUUAGGUAUAACAAAAUCAACGGAUUUUUUUAUGGCAGAAAAUCUUCGCAAACAACUGAUCGAUCAUACCACGAUACCUUAUCCAGAAGCGGAAAACACAAGCAACGUAAAAUUCAACGAAAUUUCAACCGUUGACGAAAUUUGGGAUUACCUCACCAAUCAUUUAUUAGUAAUUCUUUAUCCAGACGAAUUCCAACACACAAAUCAAUCAGAUAAAGGUAUCGGCACAGAAAAUAAAAUGGUAGGAAUUCCGAUCAUCCGACAAGUAAUGGUGGCACCGAUUAAAUGCCCGGAUCCUUUUCCAAAUAUCACCGAAGAGUGUUUACCGAGUUACACAACAAGUAAUUCGUACAAAAAGGAUAUAGAAGGUACCAAUUACACUUAUAAAAAAGCGUCCGAAACGAAAGCUGCAAAUUGGAAUGGAAGAAUAAGCAGUUAUGGAGGUGAUGGUUUCGAAAUUGAAUUACCAAGAACUUACGAAGAAGCGGAAGAAGUUUUGGAAAAUUUAAAAUUAGGGAAUUUUAUUCGAAACACAACCCGAGCCCUGUUUAUUACUUCAGCUUACUAUAAUCCGCACGUUAAUUUGUUUACACUGGUUUUGAUCGUUUUUGAAAUCCCACCAACUGGCGGAGUGGUUCCAACGAGCAAUUUUUUCACGUGGAGGAUGCCUCGGUACACGACAGCGACGGAUUUUUUCGUUUUAGCCUGCGAAAUUAUUUUUAUCUUAUUAAUUGUUUUCUAUACUAUCGAAGAAAUUCGGGAAAUUAUCUUUUUACGGAAAAGAUUUUUUUAUGAAUUUUGGAAUUACGUUGAUGUAUUGUUAAUUGCGAGUUCAAUAACAUUUGUGGUGUUUCAAAUAAUGCAACAUUGGGAGGUUCACAAUUUGUUAAUGGAAACAUCGAAAAACGUCGAGAAACGCAUUCAUUUAGAAGAAGUAACAACCGGAGAAAUGUACAUGAUACACGCAAUGGCAAUCGCACUCUUUGUUGCUUAUUUUAAAUUGUUUAGAAUUAUUAAUUUUAAUGUAUCUACGAGCGAAAUUCAUGAAGCUUUUGGGAAGUGUUUACUAGAUGUUGCUGCAUUUUUAGUAAUCAUUUGUAUAGUUUAUUUCGGAUUUGCCCUUUUUGGUGGACUUAUUUUUGGAACACAAUUAUGGGAUUUCUCGACUUUUGCUUUAUCUUUAUUCGCAUUAUCACGAAUCCUCAUCGGCGAUCUCACGUUUGAUAAGCUUUUAAAAGUCGACCCUGUAAUGUCCUACAUUUUUUACUACCUAUUUUUGGCAAUAACGUUUUUUAUUUUAUUAAAUUUAUUUUUAGCGAUCAUUUACGAUUGUUACACCGAUGCUAAAUUACAAGCUGCAACUCGUCCCAAUGAAAAAAACAUGGUUGAUUUUUGGACCACCGCAACAUACAAUUUAUUAAAAUGUUGUGGUUGUGGUUUUUGUGCCAGAAAAUGGUAUUUUCCUAAAAAAACACGUAGCAAUGUUGAAGAUGAUGUUAAAAUGAUUUUAAAAAGGUGUGGAUUUAGUGAUUUAGAUAUAGAAAUGUUUUUAAGUCGCUAUAACAUUGACCCAGAUGCUAAAGUUUAUACAAGAGAUGUUGACAAAUUGGUGGAAAAUUUGCGAUCUGAACUCCCACAACAAGAUAAUCAACCAUCACCUAUCCCUCUUAAUUUAAUUGAAAGUGACGUCCAUCAUCCAUCUAUUUUAAAGAAAGGCAAUGAAAGCUUCACAACGAGAACUCCAAGUGUAACUCCAGCCCUAUUUUUGGCUCAGCAGAAACGAUUAGAUAUGGUUGAGGGAGUUUUAGGAGAUAUUGGAUAUAAGUUAGAUCUUUUAUUGAAUAAGCUGCAUGUAAUGGAAGCUCGAAAAAUGUUAUAAUACGUUAAAUCUAAUUAAUACAAACAAUAAAAGCGAAUACAGAUACAGAAAAAAGUGAAAGCAACCACA
Messenger RNA from Onthophagus taurus, 2213 nucleotides. The record is from RefSeq and is a predicted model, not a curated record. Lineage: Eukaryota; Metazoa; Arthropoda; Insecta; Coleoptera; Scarabaeidae.